CAAUCAAUCAGUUUAAAGAAACUAAUUCUAGCGUCAAUUUUAAAUGACAACAUUGAUAAUUUUAUGUCUUUCGUCGCAAAAUAAUGUAAUAUAUUAAUUAUUUUUGUUGUAUAAAACGUAUUCUUAAUGGCAUAUUUACACUCUAUAAACAUUCAGAUCCGAUUGUAUCCCCCGUUUGCAGUAUUUCCUCGUUUUUCCUCUGGAAAACCAUAUUUCAAAGAGCACGAAAUUUGUAUUAAAACUUGUGGAAAUUUGUAUCAAAAAUGGCGUGAAGAAAGAAAGUUUAGAAAUGUGCCACAUGGUGACUUACAAUUUAAAAUAACAUACUUUGAUAAUGGAAAUUCUGUUUUAAAAGCAAGAAAAUCUUUGCCAACUAUAUUAGCGAUACAUGGGGCUCCUGGAUCUUACAAAGAUUUUAUUGGAUUAUCAAACUAUUUUGAACAGAAAGCGAGAGUUAUUAUUCCAAAUUUCCCAGAUUUUUCAGUUUAUAAACCUGGAGUAUUUAGGUUUUCUGAUGAGGAAAAAGCACAGCUUACUAAAGAUUUUUUAGCUGCUAUUUCUGUUUCACGAAUAGAUGUUUUAGCUGUACACAGUAGUGGUGUAUAUCCUGGGUUGCAUCUUUGUCUAGAUAAUAAUCUUCCAAUUAAAUCUUUAAUAAUGUUGAAUCCUGGAACCUAUUCUUAUGACAUGAGAGCUGUAAAGCAUAUAAAAUUUAUGCGCACAUUAGUUGAAGCUAGUGAAGUUUCAGUAUUUAUGAAGAUAUUACCAUAUUUGGGGCCUAUUUUAUUAAAACUUGCAAAAGUGCCAGUUAGAACAGAUAAUUUUUUGGAUCCUUUGUUGUCUGCAACAACUAUGGUGUACACAAAUGUACCAGGGGCUAAAGAAAGGUUCCUUCAUUUAUCCCAGAAAAAAUUUCCAAUAUUAUAUGCUUUCAGUAAAGAUGACAAGCUUAUAGGAGACAAAUGUGCUUAUGAAUUAGCUCAUCUUCUUGGAGUUUCAAAUGCAGAAAUUUAUUCCUAUGAUAAAGAUGGUAACUUAAAAAAUGAAGGUAAAAACAAUCCUGUAUUAAAAGUGAUGUCAUUUGAGAAAGGCUCUCAUUAUGUGUUUUGGAAGCAUGCAGAUAUUAUAUUUCCAGCAAUUGAGGAAUUUUUAAGAAGAAAUAUGAUUGAUGUUUGAUAUUUAUGAUGUUAUAAAGCAAAAUGUGAUAUAUAAAUUAUUUUUACUGUUACUGUUUUUAAUCUAUAAACUACAUUGUUGA
Molecule: messenger RNA, 1258 nt
Organism: Argiope bruennichi
Lineage: Eukaryota; Metazoa; Arthropoda; Arachnida; Araneae; Araneidae
Exons: 6
Coding region: 127-1176 (349 amino acids)
Source: RefSeq, a predicted model, not a curated record